AAGAUAGAUAAGUGUAACAUCACCAAACACCAUAUAGACCCCACCCCACCCCCACCCCAGCUUUCUCUCUCUAAACCUAGUCUUUCUCUCUCUAAAACUAGUCUUUUUCCCUGACACACAUCACCAUACUCCCUCACUUCUUUCAGAAGCUUCACUCCCACCCUUUACUCUCAUAACAAUCUUCAAGUCUUUCUUGAUCCAUAUACACACACUCAUAAAAAUCAAAUCUUUUUUACCCAUUAGUCCAAUGUAAGUUAUAUAACAACUAACCACAUGGCUAGAUUCCAACAAAACAAUCUGGGUUCGGUCGUUCUUGACCACCAACCCACCACCGGCGCCGGAAACUUCAAAUUAUGGUCAACAUGUCGCCGGAAAAUCAUCAACACAAUAAAAUGCGGCGGAGGCGGCUACCGCCACCGUCCCACCGCCCAAUCACCGGCGCCGGAGAAGCCCAACAGCAGAUCUGACGUACCCCAGAAAAAGAAAUCCGAAAAGCUCUCGGAGUUGUUAAGAAUGUCGGAGUUGUUAGAACAAGAAGAAGAAGAAGUCAACAAGAAAGUUGAAAUGUUGGAAGAGUUAAAGCGGGUGGUGAAACGGUUGCAGUACGACGACGUUUUGGGUGGCGCGAAGGAGGUGCGCAGGUUAGCGAAGGAGGAUUCCGGUGCACGGUGUACGUUAGCAUUGCUCGGAGCUAUCCCGCCGUUAGUCGCCGUUCUUGAUUCCGGCAAUGUUGACUCUCAAAUUGCCGGUCUGUAUGCUCUUCUUAAUCUUGGAAUUGGAAAUGACACGAAUAAAGCUGCUAUUGUUAAGGCUGGGGCUGUUCACAAGAUGCUUGAUUUGAUCAAGUGUGAUCAAGAUGAUGGUGAACCUAACCAUGAUGUGUGUGCAGGGGUUAUAGCCAAUUUUCUUGGGUUAAGUGCACUUGACUCUAACAAGCCCAUCAUUGGUUCAUCAGGAGCUAUUAAGUUCUUGGUCAAAUUUUUGGUCAAGAUGUUUAAGAGUUCAGUCAAUGGUGAAGUCAACUCACAAGUGAUUCAAGAUUGUUUGAGGGCUCUCUACAACUUGUCACUCUUGGCAUCCAAUGUGUCGCCGAUGAUCGAAAUCGAUGAAUUUGUUUUGUUUUUGUUGGCUACUUUGGGAGAUAUGGAAGUUAGUGAUCGGAUUUUGUCGAUUUUGAGCAAUGUGGUGUCGACGCCUGAGGGGCGGAAGGCGGUUAGUGGUGUUCGUGAUUCGUUUCAGAUACUUGUUGAUGUGUUAAGCUGGUCGGAUUCGCCUACUUGUCAAGAACAAGCGACUUACAUUUUGAUGGUGAUGGCUAACAAGUCGUAUAGGGAUCGAGUAAUCAUGAUUGAGUCCGGGGUUACAUCUUCGCUACUUGAGCUUACGCUUCUAGGUAGCACCUUAGCACAAAAACGAGCCUCUCGGCUUUUGGAAAUUCUAAGUGUCGAUAAAGGGAAACAAGUGUCUGAAACCUUUGUAGGGAGCACAGGGGCGAAUGUUUCAGCGCCCCAGUGCAGGUCUAUUGAUUCUAGAUCACUCAGAUCAACAGACCCUGCAAAGGAUUCAGAGGAUGACAGGAUCAUGAGUGACGAGAGUAAAGCGGUUAAACAUUUGGUACAACAAAGUUUGCAUAGCAAUAUGAGGAGGAUCGCGAAAAGGGCGAACUUGCCACAAGAUUUCGUGCCGUCGGAGCACUUUAAAUCACUCACAUCCAUGUCAACUUCAAAGAGUUUACCAUUUUGAGAUGAUGAUCAUUAAAAGUGUGGCUGUCUACAUCAUAAUUAGAUUAAAACUGGUUUUUGAAAUGCAGCUUUUGAUGUUUAUUGUUGUUUGUUGGAAGUCUACUAAUAUAGCAAUGUUUUUUUUGGGGUCUCUAUAUUUCUGGUAGAAACAGAAUCUUUAGUGUACGGUUUUUGUCUAUUAACUAUGUAGUUAUGGUU
Messenger RNA from Helianthus annuus (common sunflower), 1940 nucleotides. Its product is annotated as U-box domain-containing protein 14. The transcript is spliced from 2 exons. The coding region runs from base 274 to 1743 and encodes 489 amino acids. Gene Ontology annotation, molecular function: protein binding. The record is from RefSeq and is a predicted model, not a curated record. Lineage: Eukaryota; Viridiplantae; Streptophyta; Magnoliopsida; Asterales; Asteraceae.